This is a messenger RNA of Suillus discolor, 921 nucleotides long. RefSeq lists its product as uncharacterized. The record is from RefSeq and is a predicted model, not a curated record. The transcript is spliced from 3 exons. Lineage: Eukaryota; Fungi; Basidiomycota; Agaricomycetes; Boletales; Suillaceae. The coding region runs from base 1 to 921 and encodes 306 amino acids.
AUGGUCCGGUAUUCAGACGCGUUGCAUAUACAAGAAACAGGCAUCAAUCCCCGGCAUGAACAAUCCCUCCUGGAGCAAUUUCCGCCGGUUGGUCAACUUAUGCUUGAGCAGCCUACUGUUGUCCUGGACAAAUUUGGCCUUAUUGUUCUAUGGUAUCUCCCUGGAGCAAUUAAUGAAACCAUACAGGAGAAUGAUAUGAUGGCGGCGACCAAGAUGAUGUCCAAUCAUCUGUGUAAGAGUAUCAGCCGAACUGCUGCCAAGAAGGAGAAAUGGCGCACCCACGAGAGCAAUUUUCGAACCAGUGAACACGGCCUCACUCUGGGUUGUAUUAAUCUAUCUCCAGGAUGGUUUCUGCAAGGUCAUCCGGCUCCAAAGUUUCAUCCUGAAAUAUCGGCGACCCUUAAACAGGAUGGGUCAACUAUAUGUCAGGCGAUCCGGUGGCCGGCGGUCUUGGCUGCCACUGCAUUGAGAGUCAUGCAUGGCAGCUUAUACUGGUCGUCUUUGACAACUCAGCUCGGCCUCGGUCUAUGGGCAGACAAUAAUCAAUUCAAGGACAUGGGAACUUGCCUCAGACAAUGGGUGUCUUCAUUUACAGUUCUCGCCGUUAUGUGCAAUCAUUGUUCACCCCUGCACAGAGACUCUCAAUCCCUCGCUCAAUGGUUUGAUAUCAUAACCAGUAUCGGCGAUUAUGGACCGGUGCAAAUGAAAUUGCCCAAUAUUGGCAUUGAAAUUACCUACAAUUCAGGUGUGAUGGUAGGUACUUCAGGCAGAAUUGUUAGGCAUGGUGUCAACAGGGUGAACGGCGAUAGAGUUAGCUGGGUGUGGUACAUGAGGGAUGAUGUUCAUAAAUUUGUUAAUGUACCCCGAGGUGACUAUUCCAAGUACAAGUCAAUAAUCGCCGAUGCAUUCUGUUGCAGUUAG